UCGAUUGGAGUUAACAAUAUAAAGUUAACUAUAAUACAGAAGGGUUAUAUACUUUUUUUAUUAUUGUGGUGGUAGGAAAAGGGAGUUGAUACGCCACAGUAUGUGUAUUAGGAAAUUGGUUGAAACAUAAGAUGCUCAUUUAAGAACUUCAAUUAAAAGUGUCAAACCGCAUCGGAGGUGGAAGACAUAGAUGGGAGGAUUCCCGAGAAGUGAUGUAUUAGUUUUUAAUAAACGCAGCAUAUAUGUAUUUAUUACUACUAUGACCACUAUCGUCAUACCUAUUAGUAGACGCUCAUGA
This is a messenger RNA of Phytomonas sp. Hart1, 298 nucleotides long. NCBI's taxonomy places the organism in Eukaryota, Euglenozoa, Kinetoplastea, Trypanosomatida, Trypanosomatidae. The record is from the annotation of a GenBank genome assembly.